AUGGACAAGAGUAGAAAACGUCACACGAAGUGUAUGUUGGACGCUACCUAUCCUCCUACAUUCUCCGAACAAAAUGCGGCACAACCAGCUUGUUCUGGACAACGAAACUGUGUCUACGGUAAAAUACAAACCAGGAAAGGAGUGUGAAGAAAAAAAAUGACACUUCAAUGGGCGGCAGUUGCAACUUUUCUUUACGCUGAAAUAGGACUCAUUUUAAUCUUCUGUCUACCUUUUAUUCCUCCUCAGAGAUGGCAGAAGAUUUUUUCAUUUAGCGUCUGGGGUAAAAUUGCAACUUUCUGGAGCAAGGCUUCCCUUACUAUUAUAGUACUAUUGAUUGUUCUGUUUCUAGAUGCUGUGAGAGAAGUAAGAAAAUAUUCCUCAACUCAUGCCAUUGAAAGCAGCUCAGCCAGCAGACCUGCUGCCUAUGAACAUACACAGAUGAAACUUUUUAGGUCUCAAAGAAAUCUUUACAUUACUGGAUUUUCAUUAUUUUUCUGGCUAGUGUUGAGACGUCUGGUUACCCUUAUUACUCAGCUGGCAAAAGAGCUGUCAAACAAAGGAGUACUUAAAGUUCAAGCAGAAAAUACUAACCAGGCUGCCAAAAAAUUCAUGGAAGAGAAUGAAAGACUAAAACGGCUCUUGAAAAACCAUGGCAAGGAAGAAGAACACAUUUUGGAAGGGGAAAAUAAAAAACUAGCAGAAGAUAAGGAAAAGCUGGAAACUGAAUUAAAGAAGGCUUCAGAUGCCCUUUCUAAGGCACAAAAUGACAUGACGAUGAUGAAGAUGCAGUCAGAGAGACUUUCGAAAGAAUAUGACCGGCUCCUGAAAGAACACUCAGAACUUCAGGAUCGUGCAGGGAAAGGCAAUAAGAAAGGCCUGUGAACUUUAUGAAAGAAGACUGUGAUACACCAUGUCAAGAGGAUAAAUUUGUUAUCAUGUUAGCCUCUAGAAAACUUAAAGUUCAGUUCAGAAAAACAUACUGUCUAUGACCAGCCAAUAUUUUUUUUAAUGCCACACACAUAGGCUAUUGUCAUAAUGGCAUUAUCACAAUAUUUGAUGAUGUUUCAGAUAUAUUGUAAAGUCUGUAUUCUAGCUCUCAAGUGAAAUAUAAGCAUGUUAAACAC
Molecule: messenger RNA, 1124 nt
Organism: Lipotes vexillifer (Yangtze River dolphin)
Lineage: Eukaryota; Metazoa; Chordata; Mammalia; Artiodactyla; Lipotidae
Product: B cell receptor associated protein 29
Exons: 8
Biological process (GO): intracellular protein transport; endoplasmic reticulum to Golgi vesicle-mediated transport
Cellular component (GO): endoplasmic reticulum membrane; endoplasmic reticulum
Source: RefSeq, a predicted model, not a curated record